Molecule: messenger RNA, 1634 nt
Organism: Mya arenaria
Lineage: Eukaryota; Metazoa; Mollusca; Bivalvia; Myida; Myidae
Product: neurogenic locus notch homolog protein 1-like
Exons: 14
Coding region: 90-1634 (514 amino acids)
Molecular function (GO): calcium ion binding
Source: RefSeq, a predicted model, not a curated record
CCGUUUCCUAGAUAGAAACCAGUAGUGGUGUUCUUUCGAGAGACGGACAGCUAUACCAACAGGCCCCUUCCAUCCUUUCUAAUAAGAAAAUGCUCAUGACGAACGGUCAUCUGCGGAAGUUCAUACUACUCUCAUGUAUGGUUAUACAAUGUUUGAGUUACGUCUGUCUAGACUGUUCCUCCUCCACUUCGUCACGUGACUGUGGUUACGUGAAAACCUGUGGCCCACAUGAGGUCUGUUAUGCAGACUCCUUUUCAACUGCAGAUGGAUUAAAGCUUGUGUUUGGAUGUAGAGACAAAAUGCAAUGUAUGCCCUCCCUCAUUGGAAAACGAUCUCACGCCGAUGGAGGUUUAAUGAUGUGCUCUCAGUGUUGCCACGACGACCUUUGCAAUGCAAACCUUUGUGGAGGGACGGGCUUCUUAUCGGUUUUAGGGCCCGUCUGCUAUGUCUGCGGAAAACAACCGGACUCGUAUGGGUGCAGCAAGAUUAAACAGUGUGGCAGUGAUCAAGUGUGUAAAGGUGUUCCAAGCAUAUCUAUGUCUACAACGAGUGAAGCAUAUAUCACCGACUGUGAAGAAAAACCUGACUGCGAACAUCAUCGGAACCUCAGUAUCCAUGUAGGGCGAGGUAAACCGUGCGAUUCCAUGUGCUGUUCUUCCAAUUUGUGUAAUAAGGCUAGUUGCGACAAUUCUCACCUUCAAACAAAUACAGUACCUGCAGGAACUGCAUCGGUCACUACAGUACAACCACAACAUAUAGACACGUGCCACCCGAAUCCCUGUGUUCAUGGAAUGUGCUACUCGAGUUACGGAGACUACUUGUGCAUUUGUGAUUCAACUUAUUCGGGGAAGAACUGUGACAUUGGCACGACGGUUACAACAAGCACGAGUACCAUCGCAACAACGACCAUUCACACACACUGCAAUCCAAAUCCAUGCGUUCAUGGCCGAUGUUUUAGCAGCGAUAAGGACUUUAUGUGUGUAUGCAAUUCUACUUACUCGGGCAAAACUUGUGAUAUUGGUACUACCACAACACCACCAACGACAACAGUUAGCUUACUUGGUAACUGCAACCCAAACCCCUGUACCCAUGGAAGAUGCCUGAGCAGUGUCUUGGAUUAUGUUUGUGUCUGCGAUCAUUCUUACACUGGCAAAAAUUGUGAUACUGGAACUGUAAAACCUACAUUUACAACAACAUCGACACAACAAUCGACAAUGCUAGUGCCCACAACACCUGUUUCUGCUACUUCAGCACUGCCACAUGACACGUGCCACCCGAAUCCAUGUGUUCAUGGAAUGUGCUACUCGAGCUCCGGAGACUACUUGUGCAAAUGCGAUUCAACUUAUUCGGGGAAGAACUGUGACAUUGGCACGACGGUUACAACAAGCACGAGUACCAUCGCAACAACGACCAUUUACAAUAAAUGCCACCCAAACCCCUGUAUCCACGGAAGUUGCUUCAGCGAUGCCUUGGGUUAUGUUUGUGUCUGCGAUUCUUCGUUCACUGGCAAAAACUGUGACAGUGGAACUGCUAAACUAACUGCUGCAAUCAAGACACAACAAACGAGUGAAUAUCAAUUCGAUGUUUUCAAAAUUGAUAUUUUGUUCUUUUUUUACAUUGAAAACCAAACGUGA